Drosophila eugracilis is the source of this 959-nucleotide messenger RNA. Its product is annotated as antigen 5 like allergen Cul n 1. The record is from RefSeq and is a predicted model, not a curated record. The coding region runs from base 37 to 915 and encodes 292 amino acids. NCBI's taxonomy places the organism in Eukaryota, Metazoa, Arthropoda, Insecta, Diptera, Drosophilidae. The transcript has 3 exons.
GUGGCCGGAGCUGGCUAAACUGGCUGCCUCGUCAAGAUGUUGGACACCAUGUGGCCGCCGCUGUUGCUGCUGAUGAUGACGCUACUAGGUCAGCAGCUCCAGGCCUUCGACUACUGCGAUCCAACCUUGUGUCCCGGACCCGAAAGGCACAUAGCCUGCAACAAUUUUGGGGAGCUGGGUGACACCUGCAGUCCGGAUGCCCAUGUAGUGCGUAUCACGACAGCACGUCGCACUAUGAUCCUCAACGAGCUGAACGAGUACCGAGAUCGGAUUGCCAGGGGUGAUCUUAUGGGUUUCAGCCCAGCCACCCGAAUGGCCACAUUGCAGUGGGAUCCGGAACUGGCCAGUUUUGCCGAGCUGAAUGUGAAGCGCUGUGCCCUGGUCAACGAUCAUUGCCGGAACAGUGAGCAGUUUAGGAAUGUGGCACAGGUGGUGGCCGAAGGCGGUUGGCAGGGGGAUCCCUCGCCUUCAAGCAAUGCCAAUGGUGGCGGCAAUCCGGAAACUCCAAUACCCGUGGAAUAUCACACUGAGGAUGAGGUGAUCAAGGCCACGUUGGAGCAGAUGUUCGCCGAGUACAAGGAGUGCAGCAUGCGGGAUAUUAUAGCCUUCAGUCCGCCUAGUAACAGCAAGUGCAUUGCCUAUUUCACACAGCUCGUCCGGGAUAGUACCACCCAUGUGGGUUGCGGCAUCCUUCGGCAGACCAAGAACACCACCAACGAGGCGGGUCAGUCGCUGUCCAGUGUGCAUCAGUAUAUGACCUGCAACUUUGUCCGGGCGGACGAUGUCAAUGCCCCGGUCUAUCAGAGCGGGGAUCGUCCGGCCACCGAAUGCCGCAGUGGACGCAAUCCGGUGUAUAUUAACCUAUGCUCCGUCAACGAGAUCUACGACUCCUCCAACCUGCCGGGACUAUUCUGAACUGGCAAUUCGUGCAGUUCCACAGACAUUUACUAAUUUUAAUA